This is a messenger RNA of Dendrobium catenatum, 999 nucleotides long. Its product is annotated as probable ubiquitin-conjugating enzyme E2 C. The transcript is spliced from 6 exons. The coding region runs from base 78 to 620 and encodes 180 amino acids. NCBI's taxonomy places the organism in Eukaryota, Viridiplantae, Streptophyta, Magnoliopsida, Asparagales, Orchidaceae. The record is from RefSeq and is a predicted model, not a curated record.
UUUACGACAGCGCUGGAAGGUUAUCAGCGAAGGGUCCGGGCCGAUCCUGUUGAAUUUGAAGGAGAGGUAGGAAUCGGAUGAUGGAGGUUAGAAACGAGGAAAACGCCUCCGCUGCGCCCGCCUUUUCAAAGCAGACGAGGCCGGCGCCGGCCUCCGUCGACUCCGCCGCGGUCUCCCAAAGGCUUCAGAAGGAAUUGAUGUCGCUCAUGAUGAGCGGCAACCUUGGAGUAUCUGCCUUUCCUGAAAGUGAAAACAUAUUCUCUUGGAUAGGUACAAUAGAUGGAGGCAAGGGAACUCCAUAUGAAGGUUUAUCUUACAAACUUUCUUUGCGCUUCCCUCUGGAAUACCCAUUCAAGCCUCCUCAAGUUAAAUUUGAGACCUCCUGUUUCCAUCCCAAUGUUGACCAGUAUGGGAACAUUUGUCUUGACAUCCUCCAGGACAUGUGGUCUUCAGCAUAUGAUUGCAGAACAGUGUUGUUGUCUAUCCAGAGCUUAUUAGGAGAACCCAACAAUGAAAGCCCUCUCAACAGCUAUGCUGCAACGCUAUGGAGCAACCAAGAAGAUUACAAGAGAAUGGUUAACAAGCAGUACAUGGAAGGUGUAGAGCAAUUAGAACGGUGAGGAGAUUCUCUCCAGCAGCUCUCCCUUUUUGUUUUUGUGCUGGAGAUAAGGUUCAUGCGUUUGUUCUCUUGCCAUACAGUUCUGAUGUAAAUUUAAACAGCAUAAAUAGGAUAAAUUAUUACGUGCGGUCACUGAAUGUAAUUCAGAGGUAAAUUAGGAUAUGUCACGUCAUCAUUUUGUUGUGUAUCUUAACUGUGUAUCGGAUGAUGUGACAUAUCCCGAUUUACUUCCGGACAGUCUGAUGACCACACAUAAUAAUUUUUAUCCUAACGGUUAGAUAAUUUAUGGAUUGGUAUUAAUACAAAGAACAAAUUGGUUAUGUUAUAUAUAUAAAUAAGGAUUUAAUCAUGAGAUGAACUUACACUGAACUACUAUAAUC